AUGCGCGAGUCCAAUUUUGCCUUUCCAGCACAAAACAAGGCAUGUGUAUGUAUAACAUCUCAACUCUACGAUAGGCGGGCGUUGGAUACAACGUCGCCAUUGCCACUCUUCAACUCACUCACACAUCUUACGUAUCUCACCUCGACGUCGCCCAGGAUCCGCGAGAUCAUGACCAUGGACGGCGGGCUCGAGCGGCUUGUGCGGAUCCUGCACGAGUUUUGCAUAUGCCCACCGCCCCCCGAGAACCCAGCCAUCCUGUACGGGCUAACGCCGCCCAAUGCGAGACUGGCGAAGCUGAGCCCGGCAUUGAACCCGCAUUCGUUCGACAAGCAUGCAGCGUACCGCUUCUCGCUGGCGUUCCAGUGCAUCGUCAACAUCGGCGUCAGAGGGAGCGAGCCGAUCAGGAGCCGCGUGGUGCAGGCGGGCACGCUCGAGGUCGUGGGCUGCAUCUUGGAGGCGUGGCUGGCUAAUAAGGGGUUUGCGGUUGGUCCGAGCUCGAGUGCGACGGGGAUCCCACGGGAAACGAGAGAGCAGAGGCAGCAGCGGCGCAUUGCACAGAUGGAGCACCGCCAGCGGGAGGAUGCAGCGCAUUUGCAGAGGGCAUUGCAGAGGCAGCUCAUGGUCGAGCAGAUGCAACAUCGGACCGCGAAUGAGACUCAGCGCCAGCGUGUGCGCCAGGGGCGACCAUCUGACGAGCAGGAUGAUUUAAUGGACUACUCCCCCGCUGAAGGCUCAAUGAGCCAUAUCCUCCUCCUAUCCGAGUCACACUCGCAGCCAUCCAACUCAAACAGCGACACCGACGUAUCUACAGACAACUCAAUGGCAGCAACACCACAAGGUUCAGGCACACCCACUGGAUCCGUCGUUAUUCCCAGCAGAGAUCGCAGUGGCACUAUCAUCGCCCGGCCCAUCUGGGACAAUCAGACCGCAGGGCCAGCAACAGCCCCAACAGCAACAGCAACCACAGCACCCCCGGCAACAGCCAUGGCGCUCGCAGCAAGCACUACCGUGCGUGGGCGACGCACGCGGCACCGCGAGCUUCCCCCCGAAUCCCCAUCUGCCUCAACAGACAUCUCGCGCGCCGAGACUGAGACAGAAGACGAUAUCGACGUUGAUAAUGAUGUGGACAUGGACAUUGACCGCCACCGUAUUGACUCCGAUGUUGCAUCUGCAUCUGCAUCACCCUCGCCAGAGAGGCGACCACGGGGCGUUGUUGUUCCUGUGCCUCGGCAUAACAUGGGUCGGCGUGCUGUAGGUAUUGUGUCCGAUGAACCAAACGCAGGCCCACAGACUCUCCAGGUCGGUGGGCUCGGGCUUGAUACCGAUGCACAUAUCAUUAUCAAUGAAGCCGGAGGCGUUGUUGGAGACGGAGGCGUGGGUGUCGGUGUUGAGGUCGGAGUCGAAGAUGGGAUUGUAUCUUUAGAACCAAACGACGAUUUCGCGAUGGGUGCACCCCCCGGCGCCCCAGGAGCAAUUAUCGGUGCAGAGGGUGCAACGCCACGGGUGCUUAAUCUUAAUGCAAUGGAUGGUGGCGCAGGUGGAAAUGCAGGCGAAAGGAGACGGAGAGGAAAUACAGUAGAUGCGCCUGAUGUUACACCCCGCGCGGCCCUUGUCGGUCUACCUAUGAUGGCUGGGGCGGCAACGAUACCUGCUGGGACAACUCGUGCGACCCAGGGUGGUGCCCAUGCACACGCACACCAUCGUACUGCUACGAUCCGCGGUCGCCCUGCACCUACUGCCGCCGAGGCCACAGCAGGAACUGGAACAACUACAGCAGCUACCGGCGCUGGUACAGGAGCAGGAACUACAGCGACUGUUCCAACAGCGGCACAAACAGCCGCUGCAAACCUCGCGGCCGCACUAGGCGGUGUCGGUCUUGGGGGUGGUGUGGGUGGUGGGCAGCGGGCGGGCAGCAGUAGCCACCAUCAUCGCGAUGCAGAUUCGGGGCCGUACCGUGACGAGGAUGUGCUCCUGAGCCUGCAGCUCCUUGCAUACCUUUCGAAAUACCCACACGUGCGCCAGGCAUUCUACAAGCCCCGUGUGACAUUUCAUCCCGCGAGCGUCAAUCUUCCUGGGGCUAGGUUUGGUGUGGGUGUACCUGCGGGGUCAGGGGCGAGUACGAGGGAGAGGAGGGAGAGGGAGAGGGUUGUUGCGGGUGCGCCUUCGUCUUCAUCAGCCUCGGUAACAACAGCUGGUGCGAGCUCAAGUACAAGUACGAGUCCGACAGCGUCUACGUCACAAAACGGCUUUUUCAGAGCCUUCACCAAUGCCGCCUCAAGCAAUAGCCGAGGCAAAACAUCAUCUUCCACCCCUUCCACUUCUACGCCCUCCUCUUCCACAUCUGCCGCUGCAAUGGCCUCCUCCUCCAGCGCUUCCAACGUUAAUUCGCAACAAACACCCGUAGUAUCUAGUACUGCAGCGAGCACAGGCGCGCCUUCAUCUGCGAAGCAGACGAAUGUAUUUUCACUCGUGGAGAGGUUUACGUUCAAACCGAGUUCGACUGAGACUGACCUGCCAAACCCCCCGCCCAGGCUUCCACCAGAGAUCCAGUACUGGGCGGGUGUGAUUAUGCGGAACGCGUGUAGAAAGGAUGAUAGCAGGGGUGGAAUUCGGCAGUGUGCAAAUAUGAUGUGCGGGAAAUGGGAAACCUACCCUCGAGAAUUCGCCAAAUGCAGACGAUGCAGAAAAGCCAAAUAUUGUGGGAAGGAGUGCCAGAGCACAGCCUGGAGCGAAGGGCACAGGUUCUGGUGCAGUGCGAAGGAUGUAGACGAGGACAAUCUGGGAGAACAUGCACACGCGCAUGGGUCAUCUGCUACGAGUACGACGGUUGCUCCGACUGCAUCACAGAGUGUUGGUGUGGGCGUGGGUAAUGAUGCUGCAGGCGGAACAGUUAGGAUUGCAAUUGAACAUGGGACUGAGGGGAACGGAAACGUACCUAUCAUCAAUGGGAACACGCCACGGGUAGAACGGCGGCAACGAGAGAGGGAAAGGGAGCGCGAAAGAAUUCAUGGUACUGGUGGAGAUGGCGAUGGAACAACGACAACGGCUGCAGUGACACGAGGGUAUAGACCUGGGGGUGUAUCUGCAUCGACGUCGCCGUCUGCACCAUACGUCACUCCCACGACAUCGACGACGACGGCAGCGAUGGGCGUUGCUGGUCCUUCGCGGGUGGCUGCAACCACGAGUCAGCAGACGGUCGGUAUGAGUGUUUCGCCGCGCGCAGAGGCGAGCGGUAUGGCGCGCGAUCGAACAGUGCAGCCGAAUGCGCCGCAUGUGCGGCCGCGGCCCGUUCCUACAAUGCGCCCGCCUCUCACACAGGCGCAAUUACAGCAGCAGGCACAGGACCCGACGAACACGAGUUAUCUGACGUUCCACAUCCAAGGAGCUGGGCCUUCAAACCACCAACAUCAUGUGCAGGCGCAACCUCAAGAUCAGAACGUUCGCAGGCGCGCAGAAACAAUCACUGGUGCGACGGCGUCGAGCCACCACCAGCAACAUCGUACUGCUGUGGAAGUUGCGCCGAAUGUUGUUAUUCCGCCACCGCGGUCGUAUGUUCACGCUUCAGUAUCUCCUACGACGACAGAUUGGCCGAUGGGAGGAUCAUCUCCUGCUCCACCAGAUGUGUCGAUGAGGGCGGAUGCGGGGCCGUCAAGGCGGCAUCGACUGGUGAACAUUGCUAGCCCGCGAUCGCCUACAGACGAUGGACAGGAUGAUAUGGUCAUUGGAUAG
Messenger RNA from Psilocybe cubensis, 3729 nucleotides. RefSeq lists its product as uncharacterized. Lineage: Eukaryota; Fungi; Basidiomycota; Agaricomycetes; Agaricales; Agrocybaceae. Gene Ontology annotation, biological process: ubiquitin-dependent protein catabolic process; establishment or maintenance of cell polarity. The transcript has 4 exons. Bases 1 to 3729 code for a protein of 1242 amino acids. The record is from RefSeq and is a predicted model, not a curated record. Gene Ontology annotation, cellular component: MUB1-RAD6-UBR2 ubiquitin ligase complex.